Molecule: messenger RNA, 1804 nt
Organism: Ananas comosus (pineapple)
Lineage: Eukaryota; Viridiplantae; Streptophyta; Magnoliopsida; Poales; Bromeliaceae
Product: ribosome biogenesis protein WDR12 homolog
Exons: 14
Coding region: 62-1390 (442 amino acids)
Biological process (GO): ribosome biogenesis
Cellular component (GO): preribosome, large subunit precursor
Molecular function (GO): protein binding
Source: RefSeq, a predicted model, not a curated record
GCGAGAGAGAGAGAGAGAGGGAGAGAGAGAGAGGGGGAGGCGAAGGAGAGGAGAAGGAUCGAUGGAUGUGGAGGGAAGCGCUUCGGAUGGGUCGAGGCAGGUGCGGGUGCGCUUCGUGACGAAGCUGCGGGCGCCGUCGCUGCGGGUGGCCGCGGCCUCCAUCGCCGUCCCUUCCUACCUCACCCGCAUGGGCCUCUCCGAGAUCGUCAACCUACUCCUCGAAAACGCCAAUCCCGAACACCAGAACCAACCUUUCGACUUUCUUGUGGAUGGAGAGCUUGUUCGCAUGCCGCUCGAUCAGUUCUUGUUGGCCAAGGGUAUCUCCGCAGAGAAAGUACUUGAAAUUGAAUAUGUGAAGGCAAUUGUCCCUAAGAAGCAAGAAGAUCCUUGUAUCCAUGAUGAUUGGGUUAGUGCGGUAGACAGUUCUAAUGGAAGUUUCAUACUAACAGGGAGCUACGACGGCUUUGCGAGAGUGUGGACAGGAGGAGCAGUGUGUACACACAUUUUAGCAGGACACAAUGAUGUGGUUACUUCUGCUAGGGUUAUUAACAGAAAAGGACAUGAGGGUGAAAACAACUUCUAUCUAGCUACUGGAUCAAAAGAUCGUUCAUUGAGGUUAUGGAAGUUUGAUGCAGCUGAACAUGUGGACCAUCCAUUGCGGAUAGGAGCAUACAAAAUUCUUCCAGGACACACAUCAUCUGUUCAGAGUAUUGCCUCCGACCCCUCUAGUGAAAUGAUUUGUUCUGGCUCCUGGGACUGCUCUAUUAAGUUGUGGGAAGUCAAUGGAUCUGAAGCAGCAGGUGAUACUGUCUCUAUAAAGAAGCGAAAGUUGAACUCGACUUCAUCAGAAUCUGAAGAAUCUCAAUUGGAGGGAGCUGCCACAUCGACCCUUUUGGGACAUACACAGUGUGUAUCCUCUGUUGCUUGGCCACAUCCUCAAAUUAUAUUCUCAGCAUCUUGGGAUCAUUCUAUCAGACAAUGGGAUGUUCAAACAGGAAAAGAGAUUAGGAACAUGGUCUGUGGGAAGGCGCUGAAUUGCUUGGAUAUCGGUGGUGAAAGCUCUGCACUUAUUGCUGCUGGUGGGUCGGACCCAAUUUUGAGGAUUUGGGAUCCUCGUCAACCUGGAACCCUAGCUCCUGUUUUCCAGUUCUCUUCUCAUUCAUCUUGGAUCUCUGCUUGUAAGUGGCAUCCGAGGUCCUGGUUUCAUUUGUUAUCCACUUCUUUCGACGGAAAAGUAAUGUUGUGGGACUUACGGACUGCGUGGCCGUUGGCGAAAAUCGACUCGCACAACGACAAGGUAUUAUGUGCUGAUUGGUGGAAAGAUGAUAGUGUGGCCAGUGGAGGCGCUGAUUCAAAGCUCUAUAUUACUUCUGGGAUAGAAAUCCAUUGAGUGAUGAGAUGGGUUUCUCUCUUAUGAUCUCUUUUAUCUGCUUGAUCCCUUUAAAGAAUACCGUAGCUGUAUUAUUACAUAAUUAUGUAGUCUUGGCGAAGCAUAUUGACGUAGAGCACAAAGUGCGCUAUUUUUUCAACAGAUGCUCCAUAGCAGAUGAUUUUUGCUCCGCGCGUGAAAUAUGGAAAGAAGGAACGAAUAGUUCUUUGAUGUUAGUCCCUUGAGUUAUUAUUCCCAUCAGUUUUGAAGCCUAAACAACGUUGUAUUUAUUAACUGAUUCUUGCUUGGAUUGCAGUGAGAGCUUCUGAAUUCGAUCGUAUAUUCAGCUAAACACUAGUGGAGAUUCUUGUAACGCAAAUUAACUCAAAACCUUUUAAAUUAGAAUAUUAUGAAAGAAACUGUUCUUAUUAAGUU